CUUCUCCAUCUUCCAACUCCCAUUUUCCGAAGAUGAUUUUAAGAUUAGCUUUAGGUUUGUUUGUGAUGACUCUGACCGGCGCGCAGGUUCGGCCUCGGAACUUUAGUCCAGACGCUCUUCCAGAAACUAGCUUUACCUGCGAGGACAAGUUUCAAGAUUUCCAUUUCCUGUGUCCCAACGAUACAGUGUUUGACCAACAGCACCUGGUUUGUACAAACUGGUUCGACGUUGACUGUCAACAAUCUUUACAGUUUAUCCAACAUGAUUUUGGAUUUGAAUCAGACUACCCUGACACUGUAGACUACUCUGAUGAAGGGGACUAUGAAGACUACGCUAACACAGACUACACAGAUAUUGGAAUCCAGGAACACAACCGUUUUUUAGGCGUUAGCCGGCCAUCUUUCUCCAGUGGACUGCAGAAUGAUGGUAGAGGGCAUGACAGCAGUCCCGACAACGAAUAUGAUUAUGAAGAGGAUAAGGAUGCAGCACCGAGACGACCUCUACCUCCUCCGGGGGAUUUAAGAGAAGGGGCGGGACUAAUAAAUCCACCCAUUACUACCACCCCUAUCCCUGCAGGAUUCACAACCACUAGGAGAUCAUUUCAAACUGGUCCUAGGGUUAAAUCUAAUAUCCGUCAGCAAUUAAAGAACAAGGGAGGAAGGACGGAGGUUCCAGGUCCUGUUCCUAGUUCACAGUUUCAGGAUAGAUUCAUAGGAACUCCAGGGUCUCCAGAGGUACAGGAAGCAGGGUUAAGGGGAGAUGAGGAGAAUGAUGUAGAUACUACUGAGUCUCCUGUGAAUACCAAUGUUGGUGUGAACCUGGAGACAAAUGAGGAUCUCGUGAACCCCUUUGACAGCCCGCCAUUUACGAGUGCAGACGGAAAAACGCCUAGAGUUAAAUCCAACAUAAAUAAUCUGCUGGUGCAGGCUGGGAAGAGCUCCGAUAAACCCAAGAAACAAGGGAGCAAGAAGGUUGAGUUGGAUCGUUCCCAGCUUAAUAAAAUUGACUUCGUAGAACCUCAAAAUGAUGAAGACACAACAGAGAUACCGUUCCUUGGUCCGGAUGUGAAGCCGGAUGGACGAGCUCCCCGUGUCAAAGCUAAUAUAUUAGCUAAAGAGCGAGAUCUGAAGAAGGAGACAGAUAAUGGUUCAACCAUACCAUUUAUCCCAACCCGGAGACCGUUUUCAUUCCUUCCUACAAUCCAGAACAAUGCUUUCAUCCCAGAGGAUGGAUUAACUCCAGUUCCUGAUACAGGGCUCAACAUACUUCUAACUACACCAAACCCUGUGACCUUCCCUCCUGCAACCCAGCCUUCCAGUCCCCGCCCAUCCCCUUCAUUUAACCUGGGACCCCCUCCUCAACCCAAGAUACCUCUCUCCAUCCUUAGUCGUCUUCCUCCUCCUGCUAAUAGACCUAAGCCCUUCCCACCCAGGAUUGAACCUCGUCCUACUCCAAGUCCUGUCGAUGUAUCUCCUGUUGAGUUUACUCCAGUACCUUUCAGAGACUUGGAAGAUCCUUUUCAUCCUUCCUUUGAUAAACCUCAAAAACCAUUUAAUCCUUUGCAAUCCUCUUUCAAUCCUGCGCAAUCCUUUUUCAGUAAUCCUGAACAACCAGCCUUUAGUCCUGAACAGCCCUCAAUCAGUCCUGAACAGCCCUCAAUCAGUCCUGAACAGCCCUCAUUCAGUCCUGAACAGCCCUCAUUCAGUCCUGAGCAACCUUCAUUCCGUCCUGAACAGCCCUCAUUCAAUCCUGAACAACCUUCAUUCCGUCCUGAACAACCAUCAUUCCGUCCUAACCAACCAUCAUUCCGCCCUGAGCAACCUUCAUUCAGUCCUGAACUACAACCGUUCCGUUCUGAACAACCAUCAUUCCGUCCUAACCAACCAUCAUUCCGCCCUGAGCAACCUUCAUUCAGUCCUAAACUACAACCAUUCCGUCCUGAACAACCAUCAUUCAGUCCUGAACAACAACCUUUUAAUGAUGAACAACCAUUAUUACGCCCUGAACAGAGACCAUUCAAUGCUGAACAGCCAUCUUUUAAUUCUGAACAGCCAUCUAAAAAUGAAAAGGAAAACAACCUUGUUGGUCCCGUACUUCGUGGUAAAAUAUCAGGCCGGAGAAAUAGAUUUGGUUCCAGACCUAGAGUGAAAGCUAACGAGCUGGCUAAACAUAACAACCAAAGAAACCGUUUCCGUGAAUCUAGUCGGAAUGAAAACCGAGGACCUCUUGUCAAUGAUAUUCCUCAGUUUGAUGAUGAUGAUGAUGAGCCUUUUACGCAGAAUCCAGAAGUUUUUGAAACAACCUCAAAUCCUCCGAGGUCAAACUUUAAAUUUGUAUCCCCAACUAUAAACCCUGGUAUAACCAGAAACCGAGACUGUCUCAAUCCGUUUAAAUGUCCACCUAAAACGUUUGCCGGUGGAAGAAAACCCCGCGUAAAGUCUAACAUUAAAGCGCGAAAUCUGAACUACUGGAAUCCGCCAAAGUCCCGGGUGAAGAAAAGACGCAAACCGGAUAGAAUCAACCCAAUUCUACGAGCUAAUAUCCUGGAACGAAGGAGAGGAAGGAAGCAACACAUCAAUGAUAAGUUCAAUGCUAUAGAGAACAGGAUAGAAGAUGAACCCAUCCCGGCUACAACAAUAGAUCCUUUAACUAGUCUCAAACGCUUAGUUGAAGAUAAAGAGAUAAAGCAUCCUACGCCUGCUAAGACAUUCCAGAACCAACGAAUUAACUCUGACGGGAAAUUGAGAAAUAGGUUCAGCUCCAAGGAAAAGACAAGAUUUAGAGAGAAAUUUAAUCUAAGAAAUCCCGAUUUUGAACCCCGUUCAACUCCCUUCCCUACUCCUCCUUUUGUAGAACUAACUACUCCUACUCCUCCUAUUAUAAAACUUACUACUCCUAAUCCUCCUAUUAUAGAACUAACUACUCCUAAUCCUCCUAUUAUAGAGCUAACUACUCCUACUCCUACAACACAACCUAGCACUACUCCUAAAUCAACCCAGCCACCCAAAACAACUCCAUCUGAUCUGACAGAGACUCCAAUAUCUAUAUUUGUAACUCCACCGACAACUCCUGUUAUGAGAUUAGCAGCUGAUCAAACUACUUCACUUCCCCAGAUUGCACGAGAGUUCCAGGUUCCAUCUUUUCUCCCAACUAAAAGUCCUACCCAGAGCGUUGAGGACUUGUUUCUGCCGACUACAAACCCAACCCUGAGCUCACCCCAGACCCUGUUUACAAUACCUGAUGAAACUCAUCUGUUUGUUACCAACCCUAGAGCUCUUGGAGAUACUGCUUCCAGGUUUCCUGCCCCCCAGGGAACCGAAGGAGGAAGAACACCUAGGGUUAAAAACAACAUUGCUGCUCUUCUCCAGAAUAAACCUCAUGUAAGCCAAGACAGCUUUUCUGAGCUAAACAUGAUAGUGGACCCGGAGAAACCUAGAUCAGUUCUCAAGAUUAAACCAGACGGAAGGAGUCCCAGAGUCAAAUCUAAUAUUAGGACGGGACGAAAGUUUGACGGGACGGAGAAAGUAAAUGGGACGGAAGAGACGGGACGAGAGGUUCACGGUAGAUCUUUAGACCUGGAGGACUCAUUCUCAGAAAAUUUGAUCAAGGACUAUGACUACAUGGAGCCGGAUGUAAAGCCUGAUGGUCGUGUGCCAAGAGUAAAAUCCAACAUCAAAGCAAAAGUUUCAAUGAUCGGAAGUUCUGGUUUACCCAAUCUACAGCAAAAACUACCCAAACACGAACCAACUGGAAACAAUCUGAGGACGGAGGAACAAUCUUUGCAAAAUACUUCCGCAUCGGACUCCUCAAGUUCUAACAACGACAAAUUUAGGAACCAAAACACCAUCACUACGUUUAGACCGGAGGUAGAUAUUGAGAACCUGCCGGAGCCAACACCCUCCGUUCUAUCCGUCCCUCUUCCCAACCUACAGCAAGACCCGGGGGAGGACGGAGAACAGAGGUUUCCAAUCCGUCCUACUCCCAGAACUUUUCAGGAUAUCAGGUCGUCUGUUGAAAGUGUAACUGAAGCGUCCAGUUCAUUCCAGGAUUUGAGACGAAUGCUGGAAUCCGUCACUGAGAUUCUUCUCCUCGACCGUGGUGGAGAGGACGAGCUGGACUAUUACGAUUACUACGAGGACCGAAGACGAGUUUAAAACUCGGACGAUUUCAGUGAGAAUCAAGCAAAAUCGUCCGUGAGGAACGAUCAGUGUGAAUUCGAGAGAGACGGUGAUCCUAUUAAGUUGAUCUAGUCAAAAGUGAAGGAUUUUGCAGAUUUAGUUCCUUUUAGAGAAUAUUUUAGUCCAAUGCCUCCUUUCAAAUUCGACCAAAAUCCGCCCUCCCCCUGAUAUCUUUAAAAAUAUCCCUAAAUUCCCCCCCCCCCCUGCCUUAUCCGUCCAUAUCUAAGGUUUGCGCCUGCUUAGGUUUCUUCAAAAUACAACUGAAUACAUAUAUAUCAUGUAUCAAGGUUUGGGAUAUUCAAAUAUUCAAAGAUUUGGUCAUAAGAUUUGGUCAUAUGUCCUAUGGAAGACCCAUAUCACGGGGUGGGGGGGGGGGGAUUGGGGGAUUUGAAGAAAUGUCUGAGGUCGAAUAAAGAUUUUAAAGUUUAUAAAUCUGAAUAAAAACUCUCAAUAAAACCCUCUAUUGUAAAUAAAUCUCAAAAACUGCAAGCCUACCCUCGUAAGAGGUAUUUGUAACAUAUAUUUAUCAUUCAUGCAUUUUUUAAUAUCACUCUUUGAUACUUUGGUAAGCAAAGCUUUAAUAUAUUUGUGAGUUAUAUUUGUGAGUUUAGCUUUAUGUUUGCUGGCAAGAUUGGAUGGGAAAUGUUUUUAAAGGGACCGUAUGGUUAAUUGAAAGUAACGUAUCAGAUUCACAAUAGUACCCUUACUUAGUACUUAUCCUUGUUAAUCUACAAGAACGCUAGUAAUUGCUUGGAGGGUCACUUGAAAUUACGCUUACAGUCCCUUUAAACAUUCAAGGUAUUUUUUCUAUAAAGAGGCAGUACACAAAUCUGAGAUGCUUAUGUUACAUUUCGUGACUGUCUGACUAAAGAAAUAAACGAUUGGUAAAAUCGUUAUGAUAAUUGACUUUUUUAAUAUCCCUGAUCAGACAAAAAAUAUAAAAUAAUAGUAAAAGCAAACGAAUAUAAAAUACAUUUAACAUCUAAGAUUGUUGGGGACCUUUUUAAAGUAUAAAAAUCUUGAAUAUUUGAAACAAGCCAAAAAACAUAUCCCAUCUCUACUAAUAAAUCAGUUUAACUAUAAUAGUGCCAUAAACUUAGAAGUUAUGGAAACCUAAAUCAUAUAAUUCGAGGCAUUAAAUAUUUUUACAAAACAACCUUAAAAAAAUGGCUUUUUUAAAAACCAUUUUUAGAUUUUGAUGUUGUUAUGCUAAAUUGGUCUAUUAUUGCAAAAAGUUCUUCUUUUGUCUAACGUUUUUUAUGUGCAAAAAUAAUGAGUUUACUGGAUUAUUUGCACGUGCAAAACACUUCAUAUCUAAAUCUUUUCAAUUUAGAAUAUUGCAAGGUGACGAAAUUAAGAUUGUUUUAACAUUUAGUAUUUAAAGAUUUUGUUAUGGCUCUAGUUUAAAUAGCUUGUGUACAAAUGUAAACAGCUUUUUUCUUGCUUCAUCAGAAACAUCUGUACUGGACAUUCACCGUUAAUUGGCACAUUUUAUGUAAACUAGACAGCUAUGUAAAUUAGGCCAUCCUUUAUAUAUUUUAACCCCCAUUUAUUUGGGACACCCUUAAAGAAAACAUAUUUUGAAAUAAUUUGUUCUUUUUUACAUUGGUACAUAUUGUAGAUUGAAAAUAUUGAUAAGAUGUUGACAACUUAAAUCUUGUAUAUGCAAAUGUGGUUAAUUGUUCUUUCUGUUUGUUGACAAUAAACUUUUUUUA
This is a messenger RNA of Eurytemora carolleeae, 5893 nucleotides long. RefSeq lists its product as uncharacterized. Lineage: Eukaryota; Metazoa; Arthropoda; Copepoda; Calanoida; Temoridae. Gene Ontology annotation, molecular function: chitin binding. Gene Ontology annotation, cellular component: extracellular region. The record is from RefSeq and is a predicted model, not a curated record.